AUGUCUGCUUACAUCCAAUGCCCCAAAGACCAAACAUGGGUCCAGCGCUAUGCUUUUAUUUUCCCUGACGCACUUCACUUGGGACAUACCGAACAUGCAUGCUUGCAUAUGGAGGAAAUCAAAGGAUUAAGCCAAGUUCAAGUAUCUCUUAUAUCAAGAGGGAGCACCAUUAUAUUGGUAGAGAGAACCUUCCCAGAGAAUCCUGUAUUCACCUGUCUUCCAAUGAAGGUCCCAAACGUACGUACAGAUGAUUCAGUGCAUAGACUUAUUUUUGAAAACGCAGAGUUGGAACUUACCAUUAAGAAUUCUGAGAAGAACAUACGUGAAAAACGACCAGUCAGCCUGAAGACAAAGAAAAGGGAUCCUGCUCCACAAAUCUUGAUCCAAACUGACAAAUCUGUAUACAAGCCUGGACAGACUGUGAAAUUUCGAAUUGUCUCACUGGAUGCAAACUUCAAACCUGCAGAUACUCAGCUUCCCAUAGUAGAAUUACAGGAUCCAGAAACCAACAGAAUUGGUCAAUGGUUGGAUGUGAAACUUAGGCAGGGAAUGACUGACCUAUCAUUUCCUCUCUCCUCUGAGCCCCAGUUGGGGGAAUAUGUUAUUGUGGCGAAGAAUACAAUCCACAAGUUCAGAGUGGAGGAAUAUGUGCUCCCAAGGUUUGAGGUCAUCUUUGAGCUCCCAAGGUUGCUCUUGAGCAACACAGAGACAUUCCCUGUUAAGAUAUGUGCCAGGUACACCUUUGGAAAGUCAGUUUCAGGCCAAUAUAAAGGCAGCUUGUGUCGGAGAAACAUGUUUGGCUAUGUCCCAUCAUUAACCCGAAAACAUGCCUGUGUUCAUUUCAAGGGAAAGCUGGACAAGCAGGGUUGUGCCAAGUUAACCAUGAAGUCUUAUAAUUUUUACCUUCAACACUCAACAUACAACAUGCAAAUGUCAAUACAGGGAAAGGCCACUGUCACAGAGGAGGGGACAGAUGGCAAUGGACGUGCUGCUUUUAUGCUGAACAAUACAGAAAAUUGGGUGGACAAAGUUGACUUAACAGCAUCCACCAUGGCAGAGAGUACCCCACACUUACCAUACUUCUAUGAUUUAAAUACCCCACAUGAUAUGAAUGGGCAUUUGACUCUCUUGCCCCUGUAUUCUGAUAGCAAGAGUUACCUCAGCCUGCAACCUGCAGGAGACAUUCUGUCAUGUGACCCAGAAGAGGAAGCCCAUGUGGAAUACAUCAUCAGACGCAUAGCACUGGAGGAGAAUACCAGUCCAUUGAUUCUACAUUACCUGGUCACUUCUAAGAACACCAUACUGACCUCCGGUUCUCAUGAUAUACCGAUAAUUGGUCCUAAUAAAGACCUGCAUGGGGAAGUGACCUUCAAGCUUCCUGUAGGAGCCACAGACUCUUCCACCUUUAAUGCCCUUGUGUUUAUUUUACUCCCCAAUGGAGAGAUAAUAGCCGAUUCAGUAAAAAUCAGGGACAAGAAAUGCUUCAAAAAUCAGGUGAAAGUCGGCUUUUCUCCAGAUGAGGUCCUCCCAGGAUCGGAUGUGUCUCUCCAGGUUCAGGCUGCUCCUGGCUCUCUCUGUGGUGUCAGGGUGGUGGAUCAGAGUGUCGUGUUGUUGAAACCAGACAAGGAGCUGACUGUCGAAAAAGUCGGUUCCUGUUGUGUCCGGUUCGUGGGCGAGUUGCACUGGCUCGACGUUCGCAACACUAGAACGCCGAGCAAAUGCAACUCGAGUCAUUUUAAGGAGGCGGAGAUCCCGGAGUGGGAGGAGUCAAGAGCGCCGGCCGACGCCUUGGUUCAUGCCCUCUUUUUUGAUGAUGAGUUUCCACUCUACCCAGCUUCUGGUGGCCUAACACUUGAGCCCCAUCAUUGUCUGAAUCGUCCUGGAGAGUAUCAUCAAUUUCCCUUUGAUAUUCUGAUAGCCGAGGAUGAAAUCUACAAACUUUUUAUGGACAUAAAUUUGAAUAUUAUCACAAGUGCUCCAACUAGAAAACCUUUGCUGUGCCCUGAUUCAUUGGGUUCGGAGCCAGAUGAUCCAGCUCUAAGAAAGCCAGAGGUUAUUAGGAAGUACUUCCCUGAGACCUGGAUAUGGGAACUGACUCCAGUUGGGGACUCUGGCAUUGCUGAGCUCCAUCGGCCAGUUCCAGACACCAUCACAGACUGGAAUGCGGGAGCUAUGUGUAUGGGACCCACUGGAUUUGGCUUAUCUCCCCCUGUGCCUCUCAGAGUCUUCCAGCCUUUCUUUGUGGAGCUUGCUCUUCCAUACUCUGUAGUUAGAGGAGAGUCAUUUACUCUAAAGGCUUCUGUGUUCAACUACUUGCAGCACUGUAUAAAGGUUCAAAUUGACCUUCUUCCUUCUUUGGAGCUGGAACAAGAACUGUGCUCCAAAUGUCAGUACAGCAGCUGCCUUUGCGCAGAGGAGAGCAAAACCUUCUACUGGAAUGUGACAGCCAGCAAGCUGGGGGAGGUGAAUAUCACAGUGAGGACAGAAGCAAUAAACACACCAGACAUGUGUAAUAAUGAGAUUCCUGUUGUUCCAAAGCAGGGAAAUACCGACACUAUCAUCAAGCCACUUAUUGUUAAGCCUGGUGGUGUCUUGGUGGAAAAGUCUCACAAUUUCAUGAUUUGCAUCCCAGUGGGACAAGCUCAGGCAACCCCAGAGGAGUUCUCCCUGAAGGUUCCGGAGGACAUUCUGAAGGAUUCAGAGAGAGCAUAUGUGACCCUUUUUGGAGAUAUGAUGGGUACAGCCAUGCAGAAUAUGGACCGGCUCUUGGCUAUGCCAUACGGGUGUGGAGAGCAGAACAUGGUCCUCUUUGCCCCGAACAUCUUUGUUCUGCAGUAUCUGGAAAAGACUCAUCAGCUGACUGAUGAGAUCAAGAGUAAAGCCACUGAGUUAAUGGAGCAAGGGUAUCAGAGGCAGCUUAACUACAAACAUGCAGAUGGAUCAUACAGUGCGUAUGGGAACAGCGAGGAUGGGAACACAUGGCUAACUGCCUUUGUGGUGAAGUCAUUUACCAAAGCCAAAAAACACAUCUACAUUGAUGAAACUCGCUUGAGUCAAUCCUUGUCUUGGUUGACGGGAAACCGCUACUAUACUGGCUGCUUCCGUAACGUUGGCAAGCUCUUCCAUUCUGCUCUAAAGGGUGGAGUGGAAGAUGAUGUGUCUCUGUCGGCAUAUGUGACCAUAGCACUGCUGGAGGCGGAUGUACCAAAAGAUAGUCUUGUUGUCAGGGGUUCAGUGAUUUGUCUGCAGCGGUUGGCAUUGAGCGUGACUAAUAUGUACACCCAAGCAUUGCUGGCCUAUGCAUUUACUUUAUACGGCGACUGGUACCACCGGCAGAUCAUGCUGAACAGACUGGAGCAAAGAGCUGUGAGAAGAAAUGGGGAGCUGUACUGGCAGCCAAGGCCCACAUCUCCUUCUGAUCCGUUCUGGCACCGGGCUCCCUCUACAGAGGUGGAACUGACAUCCUAUGUGCUCCUGGCUUUGCUCUCAGCAUCCCCUGUAGAUUUUGGGGGAGCUUCUCAAAUUGUCAAAUGGCUGAGCAAACAACAAAAUGCUUUUGGAGGAUUUUCAUCUACCCAGGACACAGUUGUGGCUCUUCAGGCUCUGGCCAAGUAUGCAGAGGCAGUGUAUAGCGGUACAAGAGAUGGGACAGUAACAAUUAGUUCCAAGGCUGGAUUUCUGGAGAAGUUCCAUGUGAACAACAAAAAUCGACUAGUUUUUCAGAAGACGACACUACCAGGCAACCCAGAAAACUAUACAGUGACCACCACGGGAAGUGGCUGUGUCUAUGUACAGACAGUCCUGAGAUACAAUCUUCCUGCAAGGAGGAGUCAUGCUGCCUUCAUGAUGACGCUGGAUGUGAAGUCAAUUCAGUGCACCAGAAACCUGCCAACACAACUUGAGCUCAACAUAGCAGUAGUAUACGUAGGUGCUCGUUUGAUGUCUAACAUGGCUAUUAUAGAUGUGAAUAUGUUGUCUGGUUUUACUGCAGUGAAAAGCUCCAUUGAACUGCUGAAGACGAAUAGAGUGAUAAGGAGAGCAGAGACCGGAGAUGACAGCCUAACCCUGUACCUGGAGGAGAUUGGACGUUCUCCUAUCAGAUUUGCACUGACAGUGGAACAAGAAUUUCCUGUGAUAAACCUUAAACCAACCACAGUGAAGGUGUAUGACUACUAUGAAACAAAUGAAUUUGCAAUUGUGGACUACCACUCACCCUGCACUUGGUGA
This is a messenger RNA of Nanorana parkeri, 4227 nucleotides long. RefSeq names its product pregnancy zone protein-like. Bases 1 to 4227 code for a protein of 1408 amino acids. The record is from RefSeq and is a predicted model, not a curated record. Gene Ontology annotation, molecular function: endopeptidase inhibitor activity. NCBI's taxonomy places the organism in Eukaryota, Metazoa, Chordata, Amphibia, Anura, Dicroglossidae. The transcript is spliced from 35 exons. Gene Ontology annotation, cellular component: extracellular region.